Molecule: messenger RNA, 957 nt
Organism: Ustilago hordei
Lineage: Eukaryota; Fungi; Basidiomycota; Ustilaginomycetes; Ustilaginales; Ustilaginaceae
Exons: 1
Coding region: 1-957 (318 amino acids)
Source: RefSeq, a predicted model, not a curated record
AUGUCAAUGAGCGGCAAGCGGGCCACGGUAGCCCCGCAGUCGAGUCUGACUUCUGUACCAGACGAUGAGCUGGAUGCAUACAUCGCAGACCAAAUCGUUCAAAGAUCUCGAGCCAAAGAAGCAAGUUCGAACAAAGGAGGCACGCAUUCAAACGCAUACGACGAUGCCGAAACAGCCGGACCGAGCAGAUCUCGAGUGCUCAACACAAACAAGAAAUUCCUAGCAUCGGUCAUCACGAACGUAGAGGGUCACAAUCAGGGGCUGCUCCGGCAACAGGCGAGAGAAGCGGAGCGGGCGGCUCGUCGAGACGCAAAGUCAAGAUCACGUUCACCCGCUUCGACUAGAGACGGACCCUCUUCGAAGCUUAGAGGCUGGUCUGACGAGGAUAAUGACGCGCUGAGCCCGAGCCAUACACUCGAAGACGGUGCUUCGAGACGGCGAAGCGAGUCUCCCGGGCUGUCAGGCAAGAUGGAUCGUUACUUCGACGAGUCUGCCUCUAAAAGUGAGAAAGCGGAGUCAAAGCGACACUCCGACGAACACUCGAAGGACAAGCUUCGCGAUGAUCGUCGCAAUAAGGGGCAUUACUCGAAACAUGGGUCUCAAAGACAUUUGAGUGGUAAAACAGAGCGCAAGAAUCACGCAGAUGAAUCAAGGCACCGUCCUUCGAGCCACAAAGAAUCCAGGGAGCAUCGACAUGCAGAUGAUCAUGGCCACAAGCGCGAAGAAUGGGACGUGGAAAGGAGGAAGCGACGCAAAGAAGGGGAUCGGGAGAAGGGGAAUUCAUCAAGACGCAGGAGCGUAGACUGCUCGAUUGAACGCAAAAGCUCUCGCUGUCGAUCGGACGAGCGGAGGAAAGAGCUGAAGGAAGAAAGCUCCACAAGAUCCAACGCCGAGGAUAGGCAGCCGAAGACAAAGGUCAGAGAAUGGGAUCUUGGGAAGGAGUCGCUUGCUAUCUGA